CUGCAGAGCUAACUGGUGAACCGAAGGAAGGAGCUGGAAUCAUCGCUGUGUCCCUCCUAUCCUCCUUCCUUGCUCGAUUCUCGAUUGGUUUUCGUUUCUUCCCGGGAAAUUCGGAUUUUUCUCGAGAAAGUGGUGUGGUUUUCCUAGUUUUUUUGAUUUGGAGAUGAAGACUACGGAAGAAUUGAAGGAACACGUGGCCGAAAACGAGGUCACGGUUCGGGAUGAAGAAGGUGACUUUGAGGAAGAAGAUGGCGAGGAUGACUCCGAGGAUGAAGUAGAAGAAGGAGGUGAUGACGACGAGGAUGAGGAUGAUGACGAUGACGACGAAGACAAUGACGUUGAUGAUGAGGAUGAAGAUGAAGAAGAUGAUGACGACGCUCCGGACGGCGACGAUGACGAAGAUGAAGAAGAUGAUGACGAAGGAGGUGAUGUCGCACAACACGGUGAUGCUGGUGACGACGACGACGACGACAACAACGACGGUGAGGACGACGACGAGGAGGGCGAGGAAGAGGAGGAUUUGGGGACAGAGUACCUUGUUCGCCCCGUAGGCAAUGCCGAGGAAGAGGAAGCAUCAAGUGAUUUUGAGCCUGAGGAGAAUGGUGAGGAGGAAGAUGAAGUUCAUGAUGAGGACGAGGAGGAAGGUAAGAAGGCUGAGAUUCCAUCAAAAAGAAAGAGGUCCGACAAGGAUGAUUCAGAUGACGACGGUGACGGUGGAGAAGAUGAUGACAGACCCUCUAAGCGAUAGUGGUUAGGACCACGCUUAAACUCAAAGGGAUUAGCUCUCCAAACAAUAGGUCAAAUAUAUUGCCCUCUUUUUAAACACUUUCUCCAUAGAUAGUAUAGCAUGAUUGGUGGGAUUUUUUUUUAAAAAAAAAACUAUUCUGUAUUAUUAUAAUGCAGUACGUUUAGGUUUACUAGUAUUGUCUGUUGGAUUAGUCUGGUGAAUGUGAUCUAUGGAGAACUCUGUUGAAGUACUGGUAAAGAUUGUGUUGAACUUGAGUUCUAUUUGAUAGGAUUUUAGAUGGAGUCCUUGUGUACUACAAUUUCUGAUACACUGAAAUUGUGGGUAGAAUUUCUUCUGGAUUUAUAUGAUUGGUUUUUCAUCUCAUCUCUACACAA
Messenger RNA from Neltuma alba, 1122 nucleotides. Its product is annotated as prostatic spermine-binding protein-like. The record is from RefSeq and is a predicted model, not a curated record. Lineage: Eukaryota; Viridiplantae; Streptophyta; Magnoliopsida; Fabales; Fabaceae. The transcript is spliced from 2 exons. Bases 164 to 748 code for a protein of 194 amino acids.